Molecule: messenger RNA, 981 nt
Organism: Trifolium pratense (red clover)
Lineage: Eukaryota; Viridiplantae; Streptophyta; Magnoliopsida; Fabales; Fabaceae
Product: receptor protein kinase-like protein At4g34220
Exons: 1
Coding region: 1-981 (326 amino acids)
Molecular function (GO): protein binding
Source: RefSeq, a predicted model, not a curated record
AUGAUGAACCUUAACACCCUCUUGAAAGUUUCAUCUUUUUUUCUUCUAGUGCAACUUCAAUAUUCAGUUGCUCUUAACUCUGAUGGAAUUUUCUUGCUUAAUUUCAGAUACUCAAUCCUUAGUGACCCUUUAUCAGUCUUUGAUAACUGGAACUAUGAUGAUGCAACUCCAUGUUCAUGGCAUGGAGUUGCAUGCAGUGAAUUAGGAACUCCUAAUACACCUGAUUCCUUUAGAGCAACUAGCUUAAUCCUUCCAAAUAGUCAACUUCUUGGUUCCAUUACAGAAGAUUUAGGCCUAAUCCAAAACCUUAAUCACAUUGAUCUCUCAAACAAUUUCCUUAAUGGUUCAUUACCAAACACUAUCUUCAACUCUUCUCAACUACAAUAUCUUUCACUCUCCAACAAUGUCAUCUCAGGUAAACUACCUGAGUUGAUUGGUUUAUCAACAAACCUUCAAAUUCUCAACCUUUCUGAUAAUGCCUUUGUUGGUUCCAUACCAAAAAACCUUACUUCUCUACAAAAUCUAACAUUUGUUUCUUUAAAAAGUAACUAUUUUUCUGGUCAAAUUCCAAAUGGGUUCAACUCAGUUGAGAUUCUAGAUCUGUCCUCAAAUUUACUCAAUGAAUCUCUUCCAAGUAACUUCCAAGGCCAAAAUCUUCAAUACUUCAAUCUUUCUUAUAACAAACUCUCAGGGGCAAUUCCACAAACAUUUGCUAAGCACAUUCCUGAAAACUCAACAAUUGAUCUCUCUUUCAACAAUCUAACAGGUCCAAUACCUGAAUCUAUGGCUUUACUCAAUCAAAAAACAGAAUCAUUCUCUGGAAAUUCUGAUCUAUGUGGUAAACCACUGAAAAAUCUUUGUACUAUUCCUUCUAGUAUCUCUACUGCACCAGAAAAUAUCACAAACGUUGGCAACAAAAAAUGUUUUUCUUUCCUUCUCUCUUUUUUUCUUCGAAAUUAUUCUUUGUUGUUUCAGUCAUAA